AUUAUUAUGUUUGUGUGUUUGUAACCAAAAAAAAAAAAACCAGAAUUCUAUAGAAUCAUUAAUUUCUAUUUGCUGUUGUGUAUUUUUUUUUCGUUCGUGUGCAUAUAUGUGUGUUUGUUUCAUUAUAUGAAAAAAAAAUAACGAAUUUUGUCGUCGUCCUGGUAAACACCCAGGUGAACAAGAAAAUUGAAAACUGUCGCAGAGAUUUUUUUUUUUUUGUUGUUGUUGUUCAUGCAUUCGAUUCAGAAUUUUUGCCAAUUCAUUUCGCACUAUUGAUCUAUUGCGACUUUUCUAUCGGUUUUUUUGUGUCCAAAAGUUUUUUGUUUUUUUUCUAACCAAACAAAAAAUGAGCUCAUCAUCCGUAAAAGUUACCACCGGUAGUGGUGGUGGUGGUGGUGGUACUAAUCAACUUCAAUCUUCAUCAUCAUCGACAUCAACAUCGAAAAAAACCAAUAAAAUAGGCCGUCGUUCAGGCAAAGAUGGUUCAUCCAAAUUGAUCAAUGAAGAUGAUUUAUUGGUCAAAGAAUUCAUAUCACCUGACGAUGUGUGUAGCUUACCAUCGAUAACGAAACAAUAUCUUUGUAGUUCAGCAGCCAAUAUUUAUGAUAUUGAAUUUACACGAUUUAAAAUUCGUGAUAUGGAAACCGGUGUCGUUUUGUUUGAAAUUGUCAAAUCAGCUAAACAACAACAAUCCACCAAUCAAAAUGGACGACAAGAUUAUUCAGAUCCAAAAAUGACCAAUAUUGGCCGUUUUGUACGUUAUAAUUUUACACCAAAUUUCCUUGAAUUAAAAACCGUUGGAGCCAGUAUCGAAUUCAAAGUUGGACCAAAACCGAUUCAAAAUUUUCGAAUGAUUGAACGUCAUUUUUUCCAGGAUACAUUGCUCAAAACAUUUGAUUUUGAUUUCGGUUUUUGUAUACCGAACAGUAUCAAUACAUGUGAACAUAUUUAUGAAUUUCCAUCGAUUACGUCCGAGCUAUGCCAAGAAAUGAUCAACAAUCCAUAUGAAACAAAAUCCGAUAGUUUCUAUUUUGUCGACAAUCGUCUCAUCAUGCACAAUAAAGCCGAUUAUUCGUACAAUUGUGGACUAUAGUUGCCAACCAUUGUUGGUUAUGGAUAAAACAAAACAUGUUUUUCCGUUUUUUAUCGACCUUAAUGAUAAUUUGUAUACAUUCUGAUCAUUCAUUCAUUCAUUGAAAAUCAAGUCAAAUUGUCCAAAAAAACCCAUUUCAUAAUUUCCUUCGAACAAACAAACAAACAAACAAAAAAAUCCGAAAUCUAAUGAUAAUCUAUAUAUAAAUACAUGGAACAUUUUACCUGCCACUCCUCUAAUUUGUCAUAAUAUUGUAAAUGAAUGAAUGAAUGAAUUGUGUACCAUACCACAGUAUACUGAAAAUAUAAUCGCGCACACAACUUAAAA
Molecule: messenger RNA, 1420 nt
Organism: Dermatophagoides farinae (American house dust mite)
Lineage: Eukaryota; Metazoa; Arthropoda; Arachnida; Sarcoptiformes; Pyroglyphidae
Gene: unc-119
Product: unc-119 lipid binding chaperone
Biological process (GO): cilium assembly; lipoprotein transport; nervous system development
Cellular component (GO): cilium
Molecular function (GO): lipid binding
Source: RefSeq, a predicted model, not a curated record